Messenger RNA from Salmo salar (Atlantic salmon), 2392 nucleotides. RefSeq names its product dihydrolipoyllysine-residue acetyltransferase component of pyruvate dehydrogenase complex. Lineage: Eukaryota; Metazoa; Chordata; Actinopteri; Salmoniformes; Salmonidae. Gene Ontology annotation, molecular function: dihydrolipoyllysine-residue acetyltransferase activity. Gene Ontology annotation, cellular component: pyruvate dehydrogenase complex. Gene Ontology annotation, biological process: pyruvate decarboxylation to acetyl-CoA. The record is from RefSeq and is a predicted model, not a curated record.
GGAGAGCCGUAAAGCGGUGUGUUGUGAUGAGAGAGGUCAUUGGAAAGUGAGCACAGAGCUACCUGGGCUGGUUCGGGGGACAGAAAGAUACUUUAUUGCUACCAGCUAUUCCGGUACCGGAGUAGAUCCAGCGGGAUCUAAAAGGUAUUUAGCGACUAAACUAACCAAGACGAAAUGCUUCGUCUCGUCCUGCGGCUGAGGAAUUCUUCAGCGAUUCCCCGGUGCCGUGGUGCCCUACCGGGGCCUGCCCUGAGCCCUCGCCCCUCUCCGGGACCUUGUCAUCCGAGGCUUUACCACGGUUUUGUCCGGUCAAGGGCUGUUUGCAAUGGAGGUAGUUUGAACACCGUGGUGUUCGCCAGCAGAACGGCCCUGUCCGCCAGCGGCACCCAGCGCUUCUACAGCCUACCACCGCACCAGAAGGUGGAGCUGCCUGCUCUGUCCCCCACCAUGCAGACUGGAACCAUCGCUCGCUGGGAGAAGAAGGAGGGAGACAAGAUCAAUGAGGGAGACCUUAUCGCUGAGGUGGAGACUGACAAGGCCACGGUGGGGUUUGAGCUGCUGGAGGACUGUUACCUGGCUAAGAUCCUGGUAGCUGAAGGAACUGCAGUUUCCGUGGGUUCUGUCAUCUGCAUCACUGUCGACAGUGCUGAUCUGAUCCCAGCCUUUAAGGACCUGACGUUGGACAAGCUGGCUGCUGGCUCCGCCCCUUCUGCAGCUGCCCCGCCCCCUCCCCCGCCCCCUGGCAGCUCCCUACCAACCCACAUGAAGGUGUGUCUGCCAGCCCUGUCUCCUACUAUGACCAUGGGGACGGUGCAGCGCUGGGAGAAGAAGGUUGGAGAGAAACUCAGUGAAGGAGAUUUACUGGCAGAGAUAGAGACAGACAAGGCUACCAUCGGGUUUGAGGUGCAGGAGGAGGGUUACCUGGCUAAGAUCAUGGUGUCUGAGGGAACACGUGAUGUUCCUCUGGGGGCUCCUCUCUGCAUCAUCGUGGAGAAGGAGAGUGACAUCGCUGCCUUCAGCGACUACGUAGAGACGGGAGGGGCUGAGGUCUCUACCCCGCUACCAGCCCCAAUACCGGUUGCAGCCCCCAGUCCUGCAGCAGCUAGCCCAGCUCACGUAGCCCCGGCAACCACUCCUGCAGCAGCUAGCCCAGCUCACGUAGCCCCGGCAACCCCACGGAAAGGGCGUGUCUUCGCCAGCCCGCUAGCCAAGAAGCUCGCUGCCGAGAAGGGCAUUGACCUGGCCCAGGUCAGUGGCUCCGGUCCUGAUGGUAGAGUCACCAGGAAAGACAUUGAGACUUUCGUCCCCCCCAAGGCUGCCCCUGCUGCUCCUGUUGCUGCAGCUCCUCCUUCCCCGGCUAGCCACGCCCCUAGACCUACCCCGGGUGUUGCCGCGCCAACAGGCACCUUCACUGACGUUCCUAUCAGCAACAUCCGCAGGGUGAUAGCCCAGAGGCUGAUGCAGUCCAAACAGACCAUUCCCCACUACUACCUGUCUGUUGACGUCAACAUGGACCAAGUCCUAGAACUACGCACUGAGCUCAACGCUGAGGUAAAGACCCAGAACAUCAAGCUGAGUGUGAAUGACUUCAUCAUUAAAGCCAGCGCUCUGGCCUGCCUCAAGGUCCCGGAAGCCAACUCCCAAUGGCUCGACUCAGUCAUCCGACAGAACCAUGUGGUGGACGUGAGUGUGGCGGUGAGUACACCCAACGGUCUGAUAACGCCCAUCGUGUUCAACGCCCACACCAAGGGACUGGCUGCUAUCAGCUCUGAUGUCUCAGCCCUGGCUGCCAAGGCCCGCGACGGGAAACUCCAGCCGCACGAGUUCCAGGGAGGCACGUUUACCAUCUCUAACCUGGGAAUGUUUGGCGUCAAGAACUUCUCAGCCAUCAUCAACCCUCCCCAGGCCUGUAUCCUGGCAGUAGGGGGCUCAGAGAAGAGACUGCUGCCUGCUGACAAUGAGAAAGGGUUUGACGUGGCCAGCAUGAUGUCGGUGACGUUGAGUUGUGACCAUCGCGUGGUGGACGGAGCGGUCGGAGCUCAGUGGCUCGCAGAGUUCAGGAAGUUCCUGGAGAAGCCUGUCACCAUGCUGCUCUGAUUGGAUAACACCCUCACCAGGCCACACUGUGGUUGGCUGGAGCCGUCGCCAAGCUGAUUGGUGGAAACCGUUCAUCAUGUUUCUGUGAUUGGCUGGCCCACCACAAGGACACUCCCCCCUCCCCCUUAAAGGGGUGAGGCAGGACUCACUCCCCUCAGAAUAUAAGACACUUUUCCCUCUAUCUCUGUCUCUCCCCCCUCCAUAACUGUAUUUAUUGACAUAGUUACAGUUUAGCCCAGAGGCUGUGAUGUCACUACAACGUUGUUUAUAAAGGUAACUGUUACAGUUGGGAGAA